AUGCGAAGGGAGCCAACUUCGAUUUGUUCAUAUGUGAGCACGGGCUGUGCUUUGAUCUUGCAGAUGUCGAUCGAGUUGGAAUCCGCUGAUGUUGUUCGGCUUAUUGAACAGUAUUUAAAGGAGAAUAAUCUACUGCGUACCUUGCAAGUACUACAGGUCGGUGAUCUGAAACAGGAAGAAACUGGUGUCACACUUAACACUGUCGAUUCUGUUGAAAGUUUUAUGAAUGAAAUCACAAGUGGUCAUUGGGAUACUGUUCUCAAGGUUGUACAAAAUUUGAAGCUCUCAGACCACAAACUUAUGGACCUCUACGAACAGAUUGUCAUCGAGCUGGUAGAACUGCGAGAAUUAGGCGCAGCUCGAACUCUUCUCCGUCAAACAGAUCCCAUGGUCCUACUCAAACAGAAUCACCCGGACCGCUACCUGCAUUUGGAAAACCUCUUGGCCCGAUCCUACUUUGAUCCGCGUGAGGCUUAUCUCGAAGGGCAGUCCCGUGAAAAACGGCGUCAGGCGAUUGCCUCCGCGCUAUCUGGUGAGGUUAGCGUAGUACCACCCUCAAGACUGCUGGCCCUGUUGAGUCAGGCGCUGAAGUGGCAGCAGCAUCAAGGUCUCCUUCCCCCUGGAACGGCCAUCGACGUCUUCCGCGGUAAGGCAGCUGUUCGUGAGCAGGAGGAAGAGAAGCCACCCACGCAGCUUUCGGCGACAAUUAAGUUGGGUCAAAAGACACAUGUUGAGUGCGCAAAGUUCAGUCCGGAUGGGCAGUAUCUAGUGACAGGAUCUGUGGAUGGUUUUAUUGAAGUGUGGAAUUUCAUCACGGGCAAGUUGAGAAAGGAUCUUAAGUAUCAAGCGCAGGAGAACUUUAUGAUGAUGGACGCAGCGGUGCUGUGUCUGGCCUUCAGCCGCGACUCCGAACUGCUGGCCUCGGGCUCACUGGACGGCAAGGUGAAAGUGUGGCGCAUUCAAUCGGGUCAGUGUCUCCGACGUUUUGAGAAAGCUCAUACGAAGGGUGUCACCGCUGCCCACUUCUCCAUGGACAAUGUCCACCUCCUCACUGCUAGUUACGAUCACACCAUCCGGAUUCAUGGGAUGAAGUCUGGUAACCUACUGAAGGAGUUCGUGGGUCACACGGGCUUUGUCAACGACGUAGUCUUCAGCCCUGACGGUCGUCACGUGCUCAGCGGCAGUGCGGAUGGGUCGGUCCGCAUCUGGUCCACGCGCACCGCUGAGUGUGUGAGCAAUUGCAAGACCAUUUCGGGCCUUGUUGGACGUGAGGUGCCGAUUUUGAGUGUGCAGCUGAUGCCUCGCAACGCGGACCAGUUCAUCGUCUGCAGUCGUUCAAACACCAUUGCCAUCAUGAAUAUGCAGGGACAGGUAAUCCGCAGCUGCACCAAUGGGAAGCGCGAGGGUGGUGAAUUUGUCGGUCUGACGGUGAGUUCAGGAGGCGAGUGGAUCUACGCGGUGUGUGAGGAUCGCCUUCUUUACUGCUUUAACGUCAGCAGCGGCGGCAAGUUGGAACGAACCCUCCCGGUGCAUGAAAAAGAGAUCCUUGGGGUGGCUCACCAUCCACACCAAAACCUCAUCGCCACAUUUUCUGAGGAUGGGCUGCUGCGGCUUUGGAAACCUUGA
Messenger RNA from Echinococcus granulosus, 1626 nucleotides. RefSeq names its product WD40 repeat-containing protein SMU1. Bases 1 to 1626 code for a protein of 541 amino acids. The transcript is spliced from 11 exons. Gene Ontology annotation, molecular function: protein binding. Lineage: Eukaryota; Metazoa; Platyhelminthes; Cestoda; Cyclophyllidea; Taeniidae. Gene Ontology annotation, cellular component: precatalytic spliceosome. Gene Ontology annotation, biological process: mRNA splicing, via spliceosome. The record is from RefSeq and is a predicted model, not a curated record.